Molecule: messenger RNA, 1154 nt
Organism: Lactuca sativa (garden lettuce)
Lineage: Eukaryota; Viridiplantae; Streptophyta; Magnoliopsida; Asterales; Asteraceae
Source: RefSeq, a predicted model, not a curated record
UCAAAAAUUUCUUGGAGGAAAUUAUUGGUUAGAUUAAUGUCUUGCUGUUGUUCCUGUAUAACAAACAUCUUCAUCGUCUUGGUUUGUAUGAACACGUGCAUGGCUCAAAACUUUUCUGCAAUCUUUAUUUUCGGUGAUUCACUUGUAGAUGUGGGUAACAAUAACUACAUAACAACAUUUGCUAAGGCGAAUUAUGAGCCCGUCGGGAUUGAUUUUGGGAAGCCAACAGGAAGAUUUACGAAUGGAAGAACUGUUUGUGACAUAUUAGGUCAAUCAUUGGGUUUCAAACAUUUUCCUCCACCAUACCUAGCUCCAACCACCUGUGGUUCUGUAGUUCUUGAUGGCGUAAAUUAUGCUUCUGGUGCUGGUGGAAUUCUUGAUGAAUCGGGAGCAAACUACAUUGGCAGAAUCGCUAUGGAUGCGCAACUCGACAAUUUUGCAAAGACGAGACUCGACAUAAUCUCAAUCUUAGGCGCUCCUAAAGCACUUAAUUUGUUCGCUACUGCUCUCUUCACAGUAACAAUGGGCUCCAACGAUUUUAUCAAUAACUACUUCAUUCUACCAGGUCAUUCGCACCCGGUGCCUUCGAAAACUUUCAUUAAAUCCAUGAUUUCAGCAUUUAGAAGACAACUUACGAGACUUUAUCAUAUGGGUGCUCGAAAGAUUCUCGUUACAAAUGUUCCUCCGGUUGGAUGUUGCCCGUUUGAAAGAGAUUUUAAUCAACACUCCGGACAAGUGUGUGUGAAAUUUCAAAAUCUAUUGGUGCAAAAAUACAACAACCAAUUGAAAUGGAUGCUCAAAGAACUUACGAACACGCUUAAAGGAUCGACAUUCGUCUAUGCAGAUGUAUAUCAUAUCUUCGAUGACAUAAUGAAAAACUAUGGAUCAUACGAUUUUGAAAACGUUGAUAAUGCAUGUUGUCACAUGUCACGCUUACAUAGUGGUUUAGCUCCAUGCCUACCACAUGCUACUAUUUGCCCAAAUAGAUCAAAGUAUCUCUUUUGGGACUCAUAUCAUGUUACUGAAAGCGCUAAUCUUAUCGUAGCAAAACGUAUAUUGGAUGGAGAUUCUAUUGACAUUUCGCCGAUUAACAUACAUACACUUUCAAAGACAUGAGAAGUGAGACAAAAUAUGAAUGGUUGUAUCAUAAAAUA